GCACAAGCAAACCAGUACAGGCUGAUCCUUUAUCAUGAGAUUCCGAAUCUACAAGAGGAAGGUGGUGAUACUGACUCUGGUGGUUGUCAUCUGUGGCCUAGCUUUCUGGAGCAGCAGCAGGCAAAAGAACGAAAGUGGCUCAUUCCCCAAGGAACUGGAGACAGUGAAGAGGAGCAGCAGCAGCAGUAGUGUCCACAGUCAUCUCCAGGUGCAAGCUACUGCUGCAGUUAGCCGGGCCCCUGCUCCACCACCUAUUCAGGCAAAUGACACGCACCAGGAAAAAGCAAAAGACAAAGGCAAAUUGACAAAGCUGGAGGUAGACAAUGCCACUUUAGUCUACCGUGGCAUUGUCUUCCAACUGAAUUUUGACCAGACGAUAAGAAACGAAGAAAAGUUUAAGAAAAACCGACACAAAGACGAUCUGGUUGUGGUAGUUCAGGUUCAUAAUCGACCCGACUACCUCAAACUGUUAGUGGAUAGUCUGCGAAAGGCCAGAGGUGUGGAGAGCAUUUUGCUGAUAUUCAGCCAUGAUUACUGGUCCCCAGAGAUUAAUAAAGUGGUGGCCUCUGUUGACUUCUGUCAAGUUCUUCAGAUUUUCUUCCCCUUCAGCAUUCAGCUGUACCCACAAGAAUUCCCAGGAAAUGACCCCCGGGACUGCCCCAGAGACAUUCCCAAAAAAGACGCCUUAAAGCUUGGCUGCAUCAACGCAGAGUAUCCAGACUCCUUCGGCCACUACCGGGAGGCCAAGUUCUCCCAGACCAAACACCACUGGUGGUGGAAGCUGCACUUUGUGUGGGACAGAGUCCAUGUUCUUAAAGACCACCAAGGCCUGGUUCUUUUAAUUGAGGAGGACCACUACUUGUCUCCAGACUUCGUUCAUCUCCUAAAGCUGAUGAGAGCUCUCAAACGGGAGCAGUGUGCCGACUGUGACAUCCUUUCACUGGGGAGCUACAGCCACAUCGGCUACUCCAGUAAAGCCAACAAGGUGGAGGUGAAAGCCUGGAAGUCCACGGAGCACAACAUGGGGAUGGCUCUAAGCAGAGACACGUACCAGAAGCUCUUCCAGUGCACAGACACGUUCUGCACUUACGACGACUACAACUGGGACUGGUCCUUGCAGCACCUCACCGUGUCCUGCCUGCCCUCCUACUGGAAGGUCAUGGUGAGCGAAGCGCCUCGGAUUUUCCACGCAGGAGACUGUGGCAUGCACCACAAGAAGGCAGCCUGCAUGCCCGUCAGCCAGAAAAUCAAGAUUGAGAACAUCCUACAAAGCAGUGGGAACCAGCUGUUCCCCAAAAACCUCUUGAUUACAAAGAGACUGCCAGCCAGUGGGGCCGGAGGGGUGGCCCCACAUGUUAAAAACGGUGGCUGGGGAGACAUCAGGGACCAUGAACUCUGCAAGAGUUAUGUUCGAUUACAGUGACCUUAAUUGAUACUAUUAUAUAUUCUUGUCUCCUUUUUG
Molecule: messenger RNA, 1462 nt
Organism: Nematolebias whitei (Rio pearlfish)
Lineage: Eukaryota; Metazoa; Chordata; Actinopteri; Cyprinodontiformes; Rivulidae
Gene: mgat2
Product: alpha-1,6-mannosyl-glycoprotein 2-beta-N-acetylglucosaminyltransferase
Exons: 2
Coding region: 35-1423 (462 amino acids)
Biological process (GO): protein N-linked glycosylation; oligosaccharide biosynthetic process
Cellular component (GO): Golgi membrane; Golgi stack
Molecular function (GO): alpha-1,6-mannosylglycoprotein 2-beta-N-acetylglucosaminyltransferase activity
Source: RefSeq, a predicted model, not a curated record